Molecule: messenger RNA, 2652 nt
Organism: Rhizoctonia solani
Lineage: Eukaryota; Fungi; Basidiomycota; Agaricomycetes; Cantharellales; Ceratobasidiaceae
Product: Serine/threonine-protein kinase
Exons: 15
Coding region: 1-2652 (883 amino acids)
Biological process (GO): protein phosphorylation; intracellular signal transduction
Cellular component (GO): cytoplasm
Molecular function (GO): ATP binding; protein serine/threonine kinase activity
Source: RefSeq, a predicted model, not a curated record
AUGCCACUCGUCACGUCUUCGCCCCCUCGUCUCCAGAAGCUCUCAUACCAUGCCUGUCCGACAAGACUCGAAAAGGAACAAGCUGCCGCCGGCAAGGACAUCUGCAACCUUCCUACCGACCUCACCGAGAUUGGUCCCUGGAUUUUGGGAGAUAUGAUUGGCAAGGGGUCGAGCGGUAGAGUCAAGCUCGGCAAACACAAGUACUCGGGCAAGAUUGCGGCUAUCAAGAUCAUUUCCAAGAACCCAGUCUUGACCAGCAAACAAACCUUGGCCGGAAUGGACGCCAAGCAUCAAAAACAGCUCCAAGCUAUUCAUCGCGAAAUUGUGAUUAUGAAACUGAUAAACCAUCCUUGCAUCAUGGCAUUGUACGACUUGCAAGAGACCGAGACUGAAUUCUACCUGGCCCUCGAAUACGUCCAAGGCGGCGAACUGUUUGAUUAUAUUGUUUCGCGAGGGUGUCGAUUACCCGAGCCCGAAGCUCUAUUUUACUUUAAGCAGAUUCUAUAUGGAUUGGACUAUUGCCAUCGAUUCAACAUUUCCCACCGAGACCUUAAACCCGAAAACAUCCUUUUGGACAAGCAUAUGAAUAUCAAGAUUGCGGAUUUUGGUAUGGCCGCGCUCGAAGUGGCUAAUGGAAUGCUCGAGACGAGUUGUGGUAGUCCGCACUAUGCGAGCCCGGAGAUUGUUGCUGGAAAAGCUUACCACGGGGCGAGUUCGGACGUUUGGUCCUGCGGGGUCGUACUAUAUGCGCUCUUGACGAGCCGUUUACCGUUUGACCACCCAGACAUCAGGGUCUUGUUGAAAAAGGUCAAGGUUGGCAAGUUUGAGAUGAACAGUGAUAUUUCGCCCCUUGCGCAAGACUUGAUCAGGCGCAUGCUCGUCGUGGACCCAGAGAAACGAAUCACCGUUCGCCAAAUCUUUAGACACCCCUUUUUCAAGGGCCAAACCAACCGUCUGUUUAUCAACCCGCCGCCUCCCUCGCUCGGCGAACUUGCGAUGCCGAUCGGACAGGCGGAACGCAUCGAACGCGCCUACCUCGAUAACCUCGUCUUGCUCUUUCACAAGUCGCCCGUCGAGAUUGAGCAUGCGCUCCGGGCGAGUGUGCCUAGCUGGGAAAAGGCGUUUUUGUAUCUCUUGAGGCAGUAUGCCGAGCGCGUGAGGGAGAAUUAUGGGGAGGACGGGAAGACGAGUUCGGGUCGGACAGAGUUGCCCAAGACUGUGUUUGCAGAUGUUACGAAUGGUGCGCUCGCCCGUCGGCGCAAGGAUCUGUUUUCCAAGCCUCGUCCGCCUCCGGUGGGUGGUGUUGGGAUGGAAAGGUCCGAUCGACCGGUGGUUGGACGUACGGGCGGAGGUGUAAAGAUGGAACGAUCCGACCGGCCCAGGCCUGCAAGUCUUGGCGGACAGAGCGACGAGGUCAAGACACCCAAGGACGAGAUGAGACAAGUUGCGUAUGACGAUGUACCAGACAAACGGGGCUCGAUAUAUUCGAGGGAUGAAGCUUGGAGGUACGAGUUUAGACGCUCGAGGGACGAGUCGAGGUAUACCAGGGAAGAAGGCUCUCGUCGUGCGCGCCCGCCUAGCGUUGUCGGUCCUCGCCCCAACCCGCCCUCGCCGUCCAAGAUUCGUACCGCUCCCGUAUCGCCGUCUAGAAUCUCGUCUGGUCGUCCGGCUCCGGAACCUCGCCCCGCAUCUGUCAUGUCGGCUUACCCACCCUCAGAGGCGAGCAAGGUCUCUCAUGGGCCCUUUGAUAUGGGCAAACCCCCUCGUCCGACGUCUCAUUUGAAUCCGAUGGCACAGGCGUUCGAGUCGGUGUUCCAGGAUGUAGUCGUUGGUCCUGAACCGUUCAAGAGCGUGCUUUCUCCCGAUAUCGACGGAGGGUUCAUGAUGGUGCACAAGCGAUGGUCUGGAGAAGGAGGAGAACCGACCGAGGGCGCUACUAGGGUAUCUGGAGAUCGAGACCGAGACCGAGGGACGAGUUCGCGAGUGUCUUCGGAAGACCAGAACCGGGACAUUUCCAGGCGCUCUAGACUUUCGCCCCAUGCAGAGCCCUUUAUCCUCGGAUCACUGGGUCAACCUGCGGGAAAAUCUGGAAGAAAGGGGAAGCCUGCCCCUUUGAGCUUGAAUAACCCCAACUGGCAGGCGGUAUCUUCGACCUCUCAGCCUCCGACGCCUGGGAUAGACUCGCCCAAGAUUGGACAGCAGCCCAAGGUCACUGGGUGGUUCACGAACCUGUUUACGUUCAAGCCGGUCUUUCAUGUGCUCUAUUCGACUGCUUCGAUUGACCUGACUGCUAGAGAGUGUACACGUGUUUUGACGACUUUUGGGAUUCAGGUGCUCAAGGCCGAGGGACACGACGUGUUGAGAUGUAAUGUUGAGCGGUUCCACGACCUCGAUGGCACCCUCAUUACCAAGCCCGUCAAGUUCCGUAUCGAAGUCAAGUCUAAUUCUCAUAUUCUGGACUCUCCCCGAUUCGAUUUUCCUGGUACACCGUUGACCACCACUUUUCCCUCUUCCCCGUACCCGUGCGUGCUGGUCAUGACGCAAGAAAAGGGGGCUCAUUCAACGCUCAAGGCUGUGUAUGCAAGACUAAGGGCUAUGUGGAAGCUGGAUGCACUGGUUUCGCCCGUGCCUGUAACUCCUAAUCUGGGGUGA